AGGACGGGCAAGUUUUACGACAACUCGACAAGGUGAGAGAGCCGUCCGGAUACACGACUCUGCGGCAGAGCUGCACGGAAGCGGUAAGAACGAGCUCGCUAACGAUUCUACGUUGUCUUGAAAAUUCUUCCCGCCAUAUCCCGGACCUCACGAAUCGAAUUAUCUAUCAUCUACGAUCCUUGAAAUCUACUGCUCUUGCACACCGGAACCUCGAACGUAUCUGCUGCUCCAUCGGACGAUCAUAUUGUGUUGGAAACGAAUUCUGUUGGACGAGAACAGAUGGGUAUCGACAUUAAGAACCACCACGUCAGGAAGGGCAACCGAUCCUCUCCCAAGAGUGAGGACCCCUACCUCCUCUUGUUGGUCAAGCUCUACCGAUUCCUCGCCCGAAGGACCGACUCUAGGUUCAACAGGGCCAUCCUCAAGAGGCUCUUUAUGUCCAGGAUCAACCGACCCCCUAUCUCCAUCUCGCGAAUCAUCAAGGAGUCCAAGGGCCAGAACGCCGACGGUGCCAAGACCGUCGUCGUUGUCGGAAAGGUUCUCGAUGACGAGCGUCUCCCCGAGGUCGGCAAGCUCACCGUUGCCGCCUUGAGCUUCGCCCGAUCCGCCAGGGACAGGAUCAUCGCCAACGGUGGUGAGGCUUUGACCCUGGACCAGCUCGCUUUGAGGGCUCCUACCGGUAGCAACACCGUUUUGUUGAGGGGAAAGAGGAACGUCAGGGAGGCCGUCAAGCACUUCGGUGGACCCCUCAAGGGAGGAAAGCCUUUCGUUCGAUCGAAGGGCAGGAAGUUCGAGAAGGCUCGUGGACGAAGGAGUUCGAAGGGAUUCAAGAUCAAGUCUACCCACAAGUAAACGAUUUGAUCCGUACACGAGGGAGAAGGGAAGAAGUCGGGGACGUGUCGUUGUGGACGAUGACAAAAAGCAAAAGAAACGACGGCAUCAUCUCGUUGAAGACACGGACGGGCGAGGCAAGGGAGAUCGUUAUCCGGUCUCGCUCCGAACGGUCCUCGAUGGGAAAAGGGACGGGUCUUCUGCUUCUUCUCGGGAUGUUGUACCUCCUUGGAUUCGGUUCAUACUGGACGGGUCGAAGGGGGAGGGUUUUGUGAUGCAGAUGAUGAUCAUGCCCGUUUCCACACCUGUGAUUGUUUUGGCAUUCUGCGUCACGCAAAUCAUACCGCGCGGACAGGGUCGACGAAGCUUCUCGAUUUCUGAGGAAG
This is a messenger RNA of Filobasidium floriforme, 1217 nucleotides long. RefSeq names its product ribosomal protein L18e/L15P. The record is from RefSeq and is a predicted model, not a curated record. The transcript has 5 exons. Bases 280 to 852 code for a protein of 190 amino acids. Gene Ontology annotation, cellular component: cytosolic large ribosomal subunit; ribosome. Gene Ontology annotation, molecular function: structural constituent of ribosome; RNA binding. NCBI's taxonomy places the organism in Eukaryota, Fungi, Basidiomycota, Tremellomycetes, Filobasidiales, Filobasidiaceae. Gene Ontology annotation, biological process: translation.